This is a messenger RNA of Strongylus vulgaris, 831 nucleotides long. The record is from the annotation of a GenBank genome assembly. Lineage: Eukaryota; Metazoa; Nematoda; Chromadorea; Rhabditida; Strongylidae.
AUGCUCGGCGUCGGCUCUCCGGAUGCCCAGCUGAGGGUAGCUCCUGUCAGAACCCCCACCCACUGUCUGAUGCAGUCGCUAUGUGGUUUCCUGAUCUAUAAAGGUCAGAUUGCCUGUGGUGAAAGCUUAGGAAGCCCUGGCAAGGCUGAAUAUGGAGAAAAAUUCUAUCGCCUGUACAACAUGGCAGUCUCCACUAAAGCCGAUCUUCACGCCGUUCUCGAAGCUGCAGGGCGCGACAACUACCACGUAAUCGCCUUGCAGGAAAUUAAGACCAGGAAGACGGACGUGAGUCAGGUGAGUGAUGGCACACUCAUCAAUCGUGGUGAAAAGGUUCCAUCACGGAACGUUGGAGGCGUUCGAUUUGUCGUACACCCAUCUGUUGUCCAUCUUUUCGAUUCGCAUGAGAUCCUAUCACCUCGCCUGGCUAUCCUUCGACUUCGUCCUCUGCACCGGAAAGCCAACUUGAUGCUUUUUAUGAGGAUUUGGAGGAAGUCAUCCGCAAAGAAAACUCCUUCUAUAAGUUCGUCGGUGUCAAUGCGAAAAUCGGGAUACCAGAAGAAGGGGAGCACAGGAUCGGGAGAUUUGGAUCAGGACUCCGGAAUGAGAAUAACACCGGUGGUGGACACGGAAGUCACCCAACAGUACGUACGAGAUCGCAGAUGGUGCUCACUAGAUUCCCAGUGGUACCAUCCUUCAGCGGUGGCUCAGAUCAUUGCCUCCUUCGAGCAAAAGUGUGAUUCAGCCGAAAGCUGGAAAAGAAGGUCUGCCCCCAUGUUGGAGGAAGGAGAGAAGUCGUAUAUGACGGCUGGAAGAGCUCCUGACCUCUUAUGA